Messenger RNA from Salvia miltiorrhiza (redroot sage), 2377 nucleotides. Its product is annotated as 26S rRNA (cytosine-C(5))-methyltransferase NOP2B-like. Gene Ontology annotation, cellular component: nucleolus. The coding region runs from base 171 to 2021 and encodes 616 amino acids. Lineage: Eukaryota; Viridiplantae; Streptophyta; Magnoliopsida; Lamiales; Lamiaceae. Gene Ontology annotation, biological process: rRNA base methylation; maturation of LSU-rRNA. The record is from RefSeq and is a predicted model, not a curated record. The transcript has 19 exons. Gene Ontology annotation, molecular function: rRNA (cytosine-C5-)-methyltransferase activity; RNA binding.
CCGCUGUUAAACCCUUCCCCGCCCCUCCCUUAUAAAGAAAAACCCCUAAUUUCUCUAUAUUUUCCGGAAACAGCUUUCUUUCACAAAUUUCUCCGCCGACCGACGCCGCCGCCGCUGCCGCUUCUGCCGGUCAAAUUCAUCCUCUUUCUUUCUCAUCAUUCGACGAUUUAAUGGCUGGUGCAAAACUCAACAAGAAAAAGGGCGGUAGAGCCGCUAAUCCUCCCCCGAGGAAGAAGCAAAAGGCAUUACCUACUCUAGAAAAUAAAUCUAAGAAAGAGGAGAUGAUCAGUGACUCUGAUGGCUCUGAAGAGCCUGAAAUGCUUGAGAACUCAGAUGAGGAAGUUCAGGGAAUGGACUCGCACUCGGAUAUGUCGUCAGACGGGGAUGAUGUCUAUGCCAAUGAUAUCCUCCAAGGAAGCGACGAUGAAGAGGGGAGUGAUGACGAAGAGGGGGACUCAGAUUCUGAUGUAUCUGAUUUCGAGAAGGAAGCAAGAGAAAUUGAUGAGGAAAAGGCGCGGGAAGAAGUAGAUGCAGAAGCAGAAUUAGAGCUUAACAUAAAAAACGAAGCUAAUGAGUUCGCUUUACCAACUGAGGAGGAGCUUGAAGAAGAAGCACAGAGGCCCCCAGAUCUGUCCAAUCUUCUAAGAAGGAUAAAAGAGAUUGUACGAGUGCUUUCGAAUUUUAAGUCUUUGAGGCAAGAGGGUGCUACACGCAAGGAUUAUGUUGAUCAACUUAAAACAGAUUUAAUUUCUUACUAUGGAUACAAUGAUUUUUUGAUUGAAGCUCUGGUUGAGAUGUUUCCGGUUGUUGAACUCAUGGAACUCAUUGAAGCUUUUGAGAAGCCUAGGCCUAUCUGUCUUCGAACUAACACUUUAAAGACUCGGCGAAGGGACUUGGCGGGUGUUCUUUUGAACAGAGGAGUCAACCUCGAUCCAUUAAGCAAAUGGUCAAAAGUAGGUUUGGUUGUAUAUGAUUCACAAGUUCCAAUUGGGGCCACUCCAGAAUACAUGGCCGGUCAUUAUAUGCUUCAAGGUGCAAGCUCUUUUUUGCCUGUAAUGGCCCUUGCUCCUCAAGAGAAAGAGAGAGUUGUUGACAUGGCGGCCGCGCCUGGUGGUAAAACUACAUACAUUGCAGCUCUUAUGAAAAAUACUGGUAUGAUCUAUGCAAAUGAGAUGAAGGAGUCCAGACUCAAAUCUCUCACUGCAAAUAUACAUCGGAUGGGCGUAACAAACACCAUAGUUUGCAACUAUGAUGCGAGGGAGCUGCCCAAAGUCCUGGGAAGCAACUCUGUUGAUAGGAUUUUAUUGGAUGCUCCUUGCAGCGGCACUGGUGUUAUAUCUAAGGACGAGUCUGUGAAAACUUCAAAAAGUGCUUUAGACAUACAAAAUUGCGCUCAUCUACAAAAGCAAUUAAUACUUAAUGCGAUAGAUCUUGUGGAUGCCAACUCAAAGUCAGGAGGAUACAUUGUCUACUCCACAUGUUCCAUAAUGGUUGCUGAGAAUGAAGCAGUCAUUGAUUAUGCACUCAAGAAGAGGGAUGUUAAACUCGUUCCCUGUGGCCUUGAUUUUGGACGCCCUGGAUUCAUUCGUUUCAGAGGGCAUCGUUUUCACACUUCCUUGGACAAGACAAGGCGCUUUUAUCCCCACGUCCACAAUAUGGAUGGAUUCUUUGUAGCUAAGCUGAAGAAAAUGAGUAACACGAAGCCAACAACAUCUCAACAAUCUGAAGCUGGAGAGGUGGAGGAGGAAGCUGAGUUGAUUGAACGCAAUGACCAGGAAGAGGUUGUCAAUGAGAAGAAACAAUUGAACGAAGGCUCUAAUGAAAUUGCGACAGAAAAGGUUGUCAAAGAGAAGAAACAAUUGAAGAAAGGCUCUAACGGAAAUGGGACGAGGAAACAACCAUCUUUGAAGGAAAAGCUAAAGGAAAAGAGAAAGAAAAAGGAAUGGCCUUCAAGAGAGGAAAUUGCAAAAAAGAGAGAAGACAAACGACAGGCUUUAAGGGAAUCAAAAAGAAAAAGGUAAGGUGGAAAGCAGUUGUGGAUCGACUUUACGGGCCUCGUAUGCACAGUUGAAAUGUUGUCAUGAGUCAUUGGUGCUUUCAAGCAAAAGGGCAGAAAAUGCUUCAGUUUCAACAUUUGGAGAUUGUCGACUCCCUGUUGUGCUACUAUAAAGGUUAGAACUGGGAUGCUUAUUGCAAUUUUAUAACUCGAUCUUCAAGAUUUUGGAUCACAAAUUUUGUAGCGGCUAUGUUAUCAUAUAGUGCACCGUUUGUAAAAUAUUAAAUGCUGAUUCAUUGUCUGUCAUUUUCUUGAUUGGACAUUUAGCAUAAUGAGGUGAUUAUGAUUUAUGAGAUGAUAUAAACUCUAUUUAAUUGUUUA